AUGAAUCAUCAGCAUCCCCCGUCGCCUUCUCCAUCUGCGGACGAGAUGAAGGCCCCCUUUCAGCCCUUGCCCCAAAAUAACACCUUGCAAUCUCCGUUCCUCCAAACCCAACCUUCUUUCACGGCCAUGUAUCCAAGACCCGGAACUCAGGAAUACCCCUUCGGCAAAAUUGAGGUGGAUAACGGAGAAGCUUCUGAGAUAGUGAACGCAUACCCGUCGAACGGUACGUACGGUCGGGUGUCGGCAGCCGAGUUUCCACAACUCACCUCCACUCAAUUGACAUUUGUGCGCUCAGCGCAGCAUCCAAGCCACCAUCGCGCCGCAGACAUGAGAAGAACACGAAGUGGGAAUUCCACUUCUUCUAAGGGUUCGCCAAAAAUGCCUAAGUUUCCAGAGACAGAUAAAACUCGAGUCGCGAGGUUGACGAGAGUCAGAAGACGACCAAGAACACCAAGAGUCGAUAAUAAAUGUGGACCAAUCGUCACAGCACCAUUGAGCUUUUUAACUAAACAUAUGGCACAUAUUCCGGUUCGCGACAUGGAGGCCUGGGUAAACCGAACAGCGGAGGUCCGUCGAAGAGAAGUUGUCGCAAAGAAUGGUAAGAUUGCAAGACCGAUGAAUUCAUUCAUGUUAUACCGUUCAGCGUACGCAGAGCGCACGAAGGAGUGGUGUGCGCAAAACAACCAUCAGGUUGUGUCGCGCGCAUCAGGUCAAAGCUGGCCACUUGAGCCAAAAGAGAUUAGAGAUCUCUACGAGCGAUAUGCGUCCAUAGAGAGGGAUAAUCACCAAAAAGCCCACCCCGAUUACAAGUUUGCGCCAAACAAGGCCCAAAACACACCAAAGAAGAAGAGCCAAUCUUCACUCAAGGAUGAAGAAAGCAGUGACCUGGACGACACGGGAAUUGAGAUUGCUUCGUGCCCACGAACAAUAAGACGAUGGAACGAUCGGUCCGAGGUAGAUGAAGGCUUUGGAAGCCGAACAUCGACCCCGUUUGACCCAGAAAGGACUUUUGAAAGCUGCCAUUCGACGCCACUAUUAGAUCGGCACAAUGCUGAGAUGUAUAUGCAUCAUCCAGACAUUAAUCGGUCAUCGUGGGAGAUGAUAAACCCUGGCCGACCCCUUCCCGGUGUGCUCUCCCCACCAGAGCAUAGCCACUACUACCAGCCCUCAGUUCACCAGAGCCAGCUCGGACCAAACAUCGAAGAUGUGACAUAUAAAAAGAUGGGCAUGCCGGGAGUGUCAUACGAGGCACAGGGAUCGCUGACUGGUCUUCCUGGAAAUCCGCAUCCCGACCUCUUGCCAUCACAGCAGCCAAAUCGUCCUGUUGAGGAUCCAGGCCAGGUCGAUCCCCAGCUCCUCGAGUACAACAAUCACCACCGGCAAGCCGCUGCAAUGCACCAUGCCGAGGCAAGUAAUUACCCAGGCCAGCUUGAACUCUGGCAGGCUCCGCCCUCCACCAACCAGCACUAUGUUCAUAGUACUAUUCCAGUGCAAGAUGGCGAAGGAUAUUCAAUGAUAUCUUCUCAGCAAGGGUUGCACCACAGCACACCAAUGGUGGAGGGAAGAGAAUCGUGGAGCGAAGGCCAAGGCCCGGUCGCGGAGCCAGUGAAGCAGGAGUACGGGCAAGAGUUUGAUCAGUGGUUAACAGGCCAUGCUGCAUACUGA
This is a messenger RNA of Ophidiomyces ophidiicola, 1665 nucleotides long. RefSeq lists its product as uncharacterized. The record is from RefSeq and is a predicted model, not a curated record. NCBI's taxonomy places the organism in Eukaryota, Fungi, Ascomycota, Eurotiomycetes, Onygenales, Onygenaceae. Gene Ontology annotation, molecular function: DNA-binding transcription factor activity, RNA polymerase II-specific; RNA polymerase II cis-regulatory region sequence-specific DNA binding. Bases 1 to 1665 code for a protein of 554 amino acids. Gene Ontology annotation, cellular component: nucleus. Gene Ontology annotation, biological process: regulation of transcription by RNA polymerase II. The transcript is spliced from 3 exons.